This is a messenger RNA of Nothobranchius furzeri (turquoise killifish), 6293 nucleotides long. RefSeq names its product activin receptor type-1C. Gene Ontology annotation, biological process: activin receptor signaling pathway; cellular response to growth factor stimulus; nervous system development. Gene Ontology annotation, cellular component: plasma membrane; activin receptor complex. NCBI's taxonomy places the organism in Eukaryota, Metazoa, Chordata, Actinopteri, Cyprinodontiformes, Nothobranchiidae. The record is from RefSeq and is a predicted model, not a curated record. Gene Ontology annotation, molecular function: ATP binding; metal ion binding; activin receptor activity, type I.
GAGGUCUGCGCCGUUAAUCCUCCUAAAUCCCGGUCGGUCACCGGGAGGGAGGCGGAGCAAGCUGCGGUUUCCUCCCCCGUUCACCGGCCGCGAGACACACGGAGGGGCUGCUGGCCGACAUGUGUGCGUCAGUGUUCGGUGUGUGAAGCGGAGCGCCCGGAGGAGGAGCAGAUGCGGCCCCUGCCAUGACUGAUCCCAGGAAGGAGAGCCUUCAGGUGGCCUUGGUGUUCCUGUGCGUCGCCCAGCUUACCGCAGGUCUCAGGUGUGUGUGCCCGCUGUGCGCCAACCACACCUGUGACACGGCCGCAGAAGGAGCCUGCUGGAACUCCGUGAUGCUGAUUGACGGGAAGGAGGAGACCGUCAAAUCAUGCCUUUCGCCCUCAGAGAUGAAGGGCCAAGUUUUCUGCUACAGCUCCAGGAAUGUCUCCAAGAGAAGCUGCUGCUUCACUGACUUCUGCAACAACGAGACUCUUCACCUGCAUCCGGAGAGGCCUUUGGAGGAGCUGGGCUGGAGCCGGCUGCAGCUCACCGUUGUGAUCCUGGUGCCCUCCUGCCUGCUGUGCGUCGGGAUCCUGCUGGGCGUGUGCCUCGUGCAGGGACACCACUGUGCCUACGGCCGAACCCGCAAGCAAGACCCCGAGGAGCCUCUGGACGAUCAGAUGCAGAUGUCUCCUGACAAAUCCCUCAAAGAUCUGAUCUACGACAUGAGCACCUCUGGUUCAGGAUCAGGGCUUCCGCUGCUGGUCCAGAGAACUAUUGCACGGACCAUCGUCCUGCAGGAGACUAUUGGAAAAGGUCGAUUUGGUGAAGUGUGGAGGGGGAAGUGGCGAGGAGAGGACGUGGCUGUAAAGAUCUUCUCCUCCAGGGACGAGAGGUCGUGGUUCCGAGAAGCAGAGAUUUAUCAGACCAUUAUGCUGAGGCAUGAGAACAUCCUGGGCUUCAUAGCUGCUGAUAACAAAGAUAACGGCUCCUGGACUCAACUGUGGUUGGUUUCAGAGUACCACGAGCAUGGCUCUCUGUAUGAUUACCUGAACAGGUACACAGUCUCAGUAGAGGGCAUGGUCAUUCUGGCUUUAUCUAUAGCCAGUGGGUUGGCACAUCUCCACAUGGAAAUCAUUGGUACACAGGGUAAAGCUGUUCUUUUCUCUUCAAAUGCAAAUAAUAAACCCAGCAGCAAUAGGAUUAUUAAAGAGAUAGAUAUAAACUUUUACUGCCUUGCAUCUUUAGGAAAGCCUGCAAUCGCUCACAGAGACCUGAAGUCUAAAAACGUCCUGGUGAAGAGGAACGGGACGGCGGUUAUUGCAGAUCUGGGUUUGGCAGUUAAACAUGAUUCCUGCUCGAACACCAUCGACAUCCCGUCCAACCACAGAGUGGGAACCAAGAGGUACAUGGCUCCAGAGAUCCUGGAUGAGUCAAUCAAUACCAACAACUUUGAGUCAUUCAAGAGGGCGGACAUCUAUUCCCUGGGCUUGGUGUUCUGGGAACUAGCCAGAAGAUGCUCGGUGAGAGGACUUCAUGAAGACUUUCAGCAGCCUUAUUAUGACAUGGUGCCUUCAGAUCCGUCCAUAGAGGACAUGAAGAAGGUGGUGUGUGAUCAGAAAUUCAGACCCAACAUUCCCAACCAGUGGCAGAGCUUUGAGGCUCUGCGUGUGAUGGGAAAGCUGAUGAGGGAGUGCUGGUAUGCCAACUCUUCUGCACGACUCACAGCUCUGCGAGUCAAGAAAACUGUGUCUCAGCUGUCUGUCACCAAGGACAGCAAAGACUAGUUUUAUUAGAUAUUCAGGAGACCAGCACCGGCGCUGGCACUGGUGCUGAGUGAAGGACUCUAAAGCUCGGAGCCGGGCACAACCGCAUCCUCAAAAGUUCCUCCCUUGGCUGUAUUUGGUGCCAACUGAACGAAAUGUGUGCAGAAACUUUGCACAAAGACAUGCAGGACUUUUUUUUUCAUUCAAACAGCUAAACCUUUAACAGGAAGUGACAUAAGUCAUGUUAAAUGUGAUCAUAUUUGCUACCUCAGUAUUUAAAGUGCCAAAAGCUUGAAGUUGCACGUUUGUGUGUUUUUGUGCCGUAUGUGUUUUAGCUGCUGGGUAGUUAGCAUGCUAAAUGACAAUCUAGAAAUGACUGAAAUCAUCCAUGGAUUCCUUCUAAUUCUCAACUAUUGCUUUAAAAACCAAAUAUUUAGGACAUUUUUUAAUGUUACAUGGUUGAAUUCAUGCCAAUAAAUCCAAUGUGACUGAAAUUUACCAAGUAAACUAAUGUAAAUUGGGCGUAACAGGCCUUUUUUAACUAUAAAUUUUAAAAAUAUAAUUUAAACAUGAACAUAAAAUAUUUACUCACUACCUGGCAUGAAAAUCUGAAUUGACAUUGUAUUUUCGAUAUCGUUUUUGCAAAGGCUUUCCUUCAUUUAAAGUGACAAUGUGUAUUUUCCCUGGUGAUGGGGGUAGUACUAAAUAACUGCAAGCAAGCUGUACUUCUGUGUUGGAGUAAGACCUUACCAACGGAUGGCCAUUAGGGUCAAAAAUCCCUGGGAGCAAAACCUCCAGGAAAAUGACAAGCACAUAAGACUCCCUCUCAUCACAGGCAACGAGUAAAGAAGUAAACAUGUAAAAUAACAUUUAUGAGUGGCGAAAGUUUUGUAACUGCUUGUUACAAACUAGUAAACACAUUUUGUUCUCACAGGCUCCUGUAGAAGGAAACAUAGCAUCUUAUAUGGCAUCACUCAGAGACUUGAGGGGUGUUUCUCAAUGCCAAGGAACCUUGCUUUGAUGUCUUGGCCCCGCCCCGGUUGCCUAUGGUGAUACGUCAUCAGGAGCCACCAAGACGUGUUCCAAUGUUCACAUUCUACCUAGGCGUGUGUUCUCAGUUUGUUAGUCGUUUAGCUAACUGAGCGAGGAUACACGGGAGGUGUCUUGUAGCCUAGCCUUGGUCAAAAAUUACCCAGAAUACACCACGGUAUUUUCAAAAGUACGGCGAAUCAGAAGCCGGCAGCUACUUCGGGGACAAUUUUCAAGUUUAAAAGUAAGUCAACUAAUUUAAAAUGUUUUUUUUAGAUCCAAAGAAGUUAUCUAUUGUUGGUUAGUUGCUUAGUAGUUGCAGCUUUGGUGGCUAGCGGGUAGUAACUCACUUAUAUUUUUUAUUUAAUAAACAUAUACACAAUUAAAAAAGUAAAAGGCUCGUUAUAUAUUUCUAUUCAAACUAAUACAUAUACAUAUACAUAUUAUAAUAAAUGUAAUGUAAUCUCCCAUGUCACUUGACGUUACGAGACCACCGUGGUCACGUGAUGCAAGUCUGUUCCAUUUAACCGUUUUCUUUGACCAAGGAAGGACAAUGUCCUCGUAAGCAAGGCACCUGGCCUCGCAAGACAUCGGGUGUUUCUCAAUGUCAAGGAGCCUUGCCUUGAUGUCUUGGCCCAGCCCUGGUUGCCUUGGAGAUAUGUCAUCAGGAGCCGCCAAGACGUGUUCCAAUCAGUUCCAAUGUUCAUGUUCUACCGAGGCAUGUGUUCUCCGUUUGUUAGCCGUUUAGCUAGCUGAGCAAGGAUACACAGGAUGUGUCUUGUAGCCUAGUUCAAAAAUUACCCACAAUACACCGUGGUAUUUUCAAAAAGAUGGCGGAUCAGAAGCCGGCAGCUACUUUGGGGAAAUUUUUCAAGUUUAAAGGUAAGUCAGCUAAUUUAAAAUGUUAUUUUUUGCCUCUAAAGAAGUUCUCUAUUGUUGGUUAGUUGGUUACUUGCUUAGUAGUUGCAGCUUCGGUGGCUAGCGGGUAGUAACUCGCUUAUAUUUUUAAUUUAAUAAACAUAUACCACAAUUUAAAACGUAAAAGGCUCGUUAUAUAUUUAUAUUGAAACUAAUACAUAUAAAAUAUAACGAUAUCUCUCGUGUCACGUGAUGUUACGUGACCGGCGUGGAAGCCACGGUCACGUGAUGCAAAGUCUGUUCCGUUUAACUGUUUUCUUUGACCAAGGAAAGACAGUGUCCUUGUAAGCAAGGAGCCUGGCCUUGCAAGACAUCGCCUCGCAAGGCAAGGCACCUUGACAUUGAGAAACACCCAUGGUGUUUCCCGCUGUCAAGGCACCUGGUGCUUACGUACGAGGACACUGUCCUUCCUUGGUCAAAGAAAAUGGUUAAAUGCCAUAGACUUACUUCACGUGACUGCGGCUCCCCUGGUGGUCACGUGAGGUAAAGUUAUAUUUUAUUCAUGAGUUAUAAUAUAAAUGUAUAACAGGCCUUUUACUUCUUAAAUUGUGUAUAUACUGAUUAAAUAAAAUAUGUAAGCAAGUUAGUGCCUGCUAGCCACCAAAGCUGCAACUACUAAACAACCAUUGUUGACUACUUUGGAUCCAAAACACAUUUUAGAUAUCAGCCAGAGAGCUACAUUUAUGGGCCAUUUCCAUCUGUACCGGGUCGGCCCGGGCCGGGUAGCGUAGGUUGUUUACAUAUCUGGGUGGCCUGGUAUUUUUCCGGGCCAACCAAGGCUCAUUCUCAGCCCUCUUCUCGAGGGGGUCUGCUUCAGGCCAACCAGGGCCAACACACCCACUGCUGACAGCAAAUUCACAACUUCCAUUAGAGCAAGCCUCUGAUUGGUGGGUAGAAUCAGCCCAUAUGGAUGUGUGGAAUCAACCGGGCCAGGCUGGGGCCGACCGGGGCUACCCGGCCCGGGCCGACCCGGUACAGAUGGGAAUGGCCCAUUAGUUGACUUACAUUUAAACUGGCAAUUUUCCCCCAAGGUAGCUGCUGCCAGCUCCUUUUGAAAAUACUGUGCUGUAUUCUGGGAAAUCUUUGACCGAGAGAAGGCAACAAGAUCCUUGGUCAGCUAGCUAAAUGGCUAACAAAUGGAGGACAGAUGCCACCACAGCAUAUGAACAAUGGAACACGCCUUGGCGGUUCCUGAUGAAGUAUCUCCUAGGCAACUGGGGUGGAACCAAGACAUCAAGGCGAGGUUCCUUGACAUUGAGAAGCACCCUUAGACCCACUCCCAUGUAUUUUACACCCAGUUUCUAUGGUUAGAUGUUAUGAAGCCGCCAAUUAUUUUUAACAACCAGACAUCAUUUAAUUCUUUUUCAACAAAAUUUUGAUAAAGGUUUCUGGAGAUUAACGGAAAAAACGACUCAUUGUCUCUUUAAAUUAUUUUUUGGGAAAACCAUUGAUAAAAAAAAGUGACGCUUUAUACGAAGUGAAUAUAUAAGUUGAGGCCAUAUAUUUUGAACAUUUUAAAGCUGAUUAAUGAUCAUUUUCUAAUUAUCAAAGUUUGACUUAUUGAAAUUUUUUACAUCACUGUUGGCUCAAAGUUUUCAUUUUUGGAAAUAAAGGGAAAAGCAAAAAAUAAAAAAAUAAAUUCACAAAUCAUGAGUCUUGACUCAGCUAGAGGGAUUUAUAUGGUUUUAAAUAAUAAAAUAUGUAUAUUUCAUAUUGAGAUAAAUUAUUUUGAAAAAAAGAAAGACAAAAACUGUGAAAAAACAUAAAAAAGCAGAUGCAACACAAUCAUGAUAAAGAAGUGGUUGCACAUUUAUAUCAGUAGUGCUACAGUCUGACGGGGCUCUCAUGUAACAGCCAUCAGGAAGGUGCAAAGAUUCACCGUUUGUGCGUUUAAAUGUGCGAGAGUGCCUGGGUGCAUCUAUCUGGUCUGUUUGUAUUUUUUAUUAUGGGCAAAGAUAUUUUUCAUUUGCAAUGUUUGUGAGAUUUAGAAGCUGAGCCCUCCAUUCAAGUUUGGCUCUGCUUCCUGUUUGUGUCAUUUAGUUGCCGUAUACAUUCGCUGCUUUGCGUCACUGCAGACACCUUAUAGUAGUUUCAGUCAUGAGCUUGUUGUGAAUGAGCAGCACUGGCAACCUGAUGCCUGGAAAAUAUCACUUUAUGUGUAAGAUUCUUGUUUUUAUUCUGGUGUAAGGAUUAUUUAAAGAAAUUAUUCCACUGCAGGAAUAAUAAAAUACAGAAAAUGUUCAAAAUGCAUUGAUGCUCCUUGAUUUUGUUCAGCUAAACACAUUUUAAAAAAUGACACCAGCUGUUUAGUUAAGUCUCACUUGUGUCUAUUUUGAGCCAAUUGUGUGUUUUGUGUCAUAUCUGCUUCUUAAAGAAUCAGACAAGAGAAAAAGAUGAUUGGAAAACCUACAUAGAAAAAAAUAAAAACUUGUCAUUCCAAAAAGGAGUGACUGAUGUGCAAUUUCUGACUAGUGUCUUUACGUUUAAAUUCCUGGGUUUUAUUUAUGUGACACUGUUGUGUGUUGUUGGAUUUUUAUACCUCUGUAUUACAUCUGUUUCCUAUCACUGUUGGGUCAAUAAACACUGUUUCUACCUGCUGAC